CUUUCUUAUCUGUCCCCACUUUUGUCCCUUUUAUUCAUUUUCGUUCACUAACAUCAUGUUAUUGUUAUGAUUAUUAUGAGUACAUAUAUUAUAUACUAGGCUUUUAACGUAAGAAACUGAAGACCCUUUUUUAAUUUAAGCUUGCUUUACUUUACCAUGACCGAUUACGCCGUCGUGAUCCUUGCGUCAUUUUCUCUUCCACAAAUUUCAAGUUUGUUUCUUUUCUUUAAUUGAUCCAUUUCUACUGGUUAUGCUCUUCACACCACACUUUGGGUUGUUUUUUCUUUUCAUAUAAAAGACGCCCUCAGUGGGUACUCUAUUUUUUCUUCCUUCCUUCCUUCCUUCUUUGCCUUCUCAUUAUUCAUUCCUGCCUUUUGCUUUUACCCUUUUAUUCUUUUUUAUUUAUUUUUCUUUUGGAAUUAAGAAGAAGCAAAAAUUUAGGAAAAUAUGUUGUUGGGUUGGUAGAGUGACGGGGAAAAGGAGGGUCUUUGCUUCCCUCUGCUAUGGCUCCAGCUUGCAAGCUUUCUGGGUUUCGUCGAGAAGGAGGUCACUGGUUCUGCAAUGCUGGACUACCUAGUGAUAUCAUUGUUUCCAUUGAGGGUGUCAAUUUCCAUCUUCAUAAGUUCCCUCUUGUAUCAAAAUGUGGCAAAAUUGCUAGAGCAAAUGAAGAGUCCAAGAAUACAUUUAAGAAGACUCUGACAAUGGUGCUGGAAGAAUUUCCUGGUGGUUCUGAUACAUUCUUAACUGUGGCCAAAUUCUGUUAUGGGUUUCGUGUGGAACUGACAGCCAGAAAUGUCGUAUUGGUCCACUGUGCUGCAGAAUUCCUUGAAAUGACAGAUGAAUUUGGAGAAGGUAACUUGUUGUCAAAAUCAGAGAGCUUUUUCCAUAAAAAUAUACUGCGCAACUGGAAAGAUUGUAUUUUGGCUCUUCACAGUUCCGAGCCUGUUCUACCAAACGCUGAAAAGCUUCAUUUAGUGGGCAAGUGUUUGAAUGCUCUAUCUAUGAUGGUUUGUACGGACCCAAGCUUAUUUGGAUGGCCCAUGAUGAUGUAUGGGAGUUUUCAGAGCCCUGGUGGAAGCAUUCUUUGGAAUGGUAUAAAUACUGGUGCCAGAAUUCGUAGCUCAGAAUCUGAUUGGUGGUUCGAAGAUAUCUCAUAUCUCAGCGUGAGUUUGUUUGAGAGGCUUAUUAAGACAAUGCAAGCAAGAGGUAUAAGACCUGAAAACCUGGCAGGUGCUAUAAUGUACUAUUCUAGAAAACACUUGCCAGGUCUGGGUCGAUGGCAGGGUGGACAAGGUGGCAAGACCAGAACAGUUGCAAGUUUCAGCUUGACGCCUGCCACAGUUGAUCAGAGGGUUCUAUUGGAAAGCAUGGAGAAACUUCUUCCCGAAAAGAAGGGGAAAUCUUAUUGUCGUUUCCUGCUGGGACUUCUUCGCGUGGCUUUGAUAUUGAAUGUCAGUCAAACUUGCCAGGAUUCUUUAGAGAGGAGAAUAGGGAUGCAAUUGGAACUUGCAACUUUGGAUAGUCUUCUGAUUCCUACAUAUUCAGAUUCUGAUGCAUUAUAUAACACUGACUGUAUUGAACAGAUUGUCCAUUAUUUUAUAUCUACAGAAUCAACUUUAACUGUCUUUUCUCCUUCAUCACAUGAUAUACAAGCAUCCCCAUCAUCUGAAUCGUUAAGGAAAGUUGCAAAGUUGAUAGAUAGCUAUAUUGCAGAAAUUGCUUCAGAUGUCAAUUUAAAACCGGGAAAGAUACGCAGACUUGCAGAGGCGCUUCCGGAGUCAUCAAGAUUAUUGCACGAUGGGCUUUACAGGGCACUGGACGUAUAUUUCAAGGCUCAUCCUUGGCUCUCCGAUAAAGAAAAGGAAGAACUAUGCAACAUCAUUGACUAUCAGAAACUCUCAAUCCAUGCUUGUGCCCAUGCAUCCCAAAAUGACAGGCUACCCCUCAGAGUAGUUCUUCAAGUGCUGUUCUUUGAACAACUGCAUUUGAGAACAGCAUUAGCCGGGUGUCUCAAUGCAUUGGAUGGCGAAAUCGCUCCUGCUGCUCCUGUUCCUAUUACCGCCACAGGCGAUACAGCAGGCGAAAUUGUACAAAGGGAUGGAUGGGUGACUGUUGUGCGCGAAAAUCAGGUUUUAAAGGUGGAUAUGGAUAGGAUGAGUUCUAGAGUUGGAGAACUUGAAGAAGAGUUCAGUAAAAUAAAGCAAGAAAUGAGAAGUGUGAGCAAAUCUCACAGUUCCCGUAGUUCUCCUCGCUUGGUUGCCCGGAAAAUUGGGUGUAAGCUCGUUCCACGACCUUCAGAUGCUCAACCAGAAUCCCUUAACCGCACUGGAUCAACGCCAAGAGCAUCAGUUGAACGGGCACGCCGUUCCCACAAGUCCUGACACACACACAGUUUUCUUGAGUACCAAGAAACCUGAGUUCCUCUUUAUUUUAUUUAUGCAAUACAUAGCAGUGUUGUGUGUUUUAAAAUUUUUUGUACGGGGGAAAGGGAAGGAAAAUGUUUCUUAAUCCAUUAUGCUUUUUAAUUUCACUAGUCUGCAUAUCUGAACAUUUUCCAUUUCUUUCCCUCGUGUAAGGUUGGUUGUACAUUCAUAUAGGCAAUUUCACAAAUUGUCCUAUUGAUCUUCGGAAAUAGCUUAUGUAUUUAUCCAUAUAGAAUUAUUCUUCAUUUUAAGAUAUUGAAAGUAGAUUUUACUUAGUUCCCAUUUGUGAAGGACAUUAUUGUCAUCAAAGAAAGAAUCAUGCAAGACCCUCCUACCGAAGAUGCAAAGCUGAUGCAAGCUUGGAAAGCUCACAAACGAAUGUAAUUGACAAUGAAUUUGAUACUAGCAUUGUUUCUUGUAUAGAUGUCAAAUAUUGCGUAGUUGUGACUCUAGUGUAAUUUCUUAAUAAUUGACAAAAACAAAUGUAGUAUGCUCGUGUUGAAA
This is a messenger RNA of Abrus precatorius (Indian licorice), 2927 nucleotides long. RefSeq names its product BTB/POZ domain-containing protein At3g44820-like. The transcript is spliced from 4 exons. Bases 504 to 2381 code for a protein of 625 amino acids. The record is from RefSeq and is a predicted model, not a curated record. NCBI's taxonomy places the organism in Eukaryota, Viridiplantae, Streptophyta, Magnoliopsida, Fabales, Fabaceae.